Messenger RNA from Cuscuta epithymum, 2545 nucleotides. NCBI's taxonomy places the organism in Eukaryota, Viridiplantae, Streptophyta, Magnoliopsida, Solanales, Convolvulaceae. The record is from the annotation of a GenBank genome assembly.
GAUGGAUUAUAUGGACUCCGACCCCCCGGUAUGCCGACUACUAGGCCUGGACAGCGGCCCACACACGUUUAGCGGAUAUCAUUAAUAUUAUUGUACAUUAUUAUUAUUAUUCAGAUGUUCUAGAUCAGCUUUUUAUACUAUCAGUCCAUUUAUGUAACCGGGUCUGUCAGGCCCAUAUUAGAGGCCCAGACCCGGAUUUUCCCUAUAUAUACUCCUUAUAGGAGGCUUGUAACUCAUAUAACCAAUACUCAUUCUAUACACAUUUCCUUCUUCUUCAUCAUUUCUUCUUCACUCUUGUUCAAUUUCUCCUGUUUAUACAAUAUGGGUAUCAAUUAUCCAACAAUGGUGCUCUCGUUGAGAGGUUUGAACACAUCAAGUGAGAAAACCUCCCCAAAACAACCCAAAAAUCUUCUCAAUCACAAAAAUCCACAAAAAUCCGUUCUGGAAAAUGAAAAAAAAAAUGAAGAAACUACAAUUUCAGAUCUGAAAAGUCCCAAAUCUGACCGGAGCGUUGGUCGCCGUCCAAGCCCUUGCCCACCGUUGCACCUGGUCUGGCAACUAAAAUUGGAGGCCGCCGGCACCGCUCCAAGUCAAGCUGCUGCUCCGGAUCUGAUUCACUCAAGGUGGUCCACCAUUAAUGGCCGCCUGAGAGCUUCUGGGAGAGAUGAACGACCCCGCGUACAUUUCUCUACCUCCGUCAUGGUGUCGCUCGCCUGGCUUACGGUCGCCCCACCACCACGGCGGUCGGAUCUGGAAACGGGCUAUCAGUCGCAGCUCCCAUCUAAUCUGGUGAGCCCUUGCAAGUUUCUUCCAUUAAAUGGCCACAACAAGCUCCUUGCAGAGUGCCGCUCCAGACCUCGCCGGGCCAGAUUAAUUUUGCACAGAGCAGCAACAGUUCCGACGACCGCUCCUACUCUUUCCAGGAGCAGCCAGGGACGAGGCCGAUGAUAUUUUGACGCGAGCAACGUCCUUGCACGGAGAACACCGUGGUCUUACUGCGGAAAUGCCUAGCAGAUUGCUCCUCUCCCUUCACUCCCCAGGCAGCAGUGGCAGAGCUUCUCCUCUAAAGCUUUGGCUUGCCGAUCUAGUUCGCAGAAGCCAGAAGGAUUUGGUCACUAAAUUAAUUAGUGGACCCACUACAUUAAUUCCCUUAAUUCACCUUCAUAUGGAUUUCAGUUGGCCUACUAAAUCAUGGCACCUUGUGAUAUAUGGCUUAGAAGAAUCCAUACGUGGAUGGACUUCACUCCUCUCAUGGUGGCCGGGAAAAUACGGAGCAAAUACCUAACUUCAAUCAAAAUUUGUGGACCAGCAGACAAUCUUUAGUCCAGAAUCGGUCUGAACAAAAAUGGUGGGCCAUGGUUCUUGCAACAGAUACAACCCAAGUGGCCCAAUAUUUUAGCCACUUCAAAAAGAUAAGUACACUUUAAUUUUAAUAUUAUUUUUAUUUAAAUUAAUUUUUUGUCGGGCGAGCAUCACACUAUCACGCACUUAUGAUCAAAUACCUAGUAGAGUGUGGCUUGAGACCCAUCACUAGGAUUUAAAGCCCUGACUCCUCAGGCACAAAGCCCCGACCAAGUCGGGCAUGAAGACAAAACCCCGACCAAGUCGGGUACGAAGACCGGUCUUAGUCAUUCCUCGAGUGGCGACCGUUGCUUACGAAUGGCUCACACAUCCAUUCUACUAAGUAUUUUAUCAUUACAUUAGCAAUUCACAUCUCCACUUGUUUCAAGUGACGAACUCCCGAUCGGGAACAUAAAUCCCAAGAAAAUUUUUUUAUAUGUAUGAUAAAUGUGUAGGUACGAAGAUGACUUUACUCAUUUUCACCUCGUCUCCACUCGCCUCAAAGAGUGGGGACUGGGGGACUGAGGGGUCAGAGUUUCUAGAUGAGCAGAAAAUAUCACGCAAGAGCAGGAACGAGAGCUGAGUCAGUUGAAGAGGAGCUGAGCUGGAUUGAUUAUGCCGGAGGGGAUUUACCUUCCUUGUUUCAUGUUGGGGGCGCUAGGUCUACUCUUUUUCCCUUUAUUAGGAUUUUUUCCCACUGGGUUUUUCCUAGUAAAGGUUUUUAACGAGGCACCUCCCCAUAAUGGACAAGGGUGGUGGUGGUCCCCCGGUCGAAGAGGAAGAACGUUGCAGAUACAGUUUGGACUACUCCCUUUCGCCUCGAGUACUCUCGACUCAGGGAGUGGGGGACUCCUGAUGGAUUAUAUGGACUCCGAUCCCCCGGUAUGCCGACUACUAGGCCUGGACAGCGGCCCACACACGUUUAGCGGAUAUCAUUAAUAUUAUUGUACAUUAUUAUUAUUAUUCAGAUGUUCUAGAUCAGCUUUUUAUACUAUCAGUCCAUUUAUGUAACCGGGUCUGUCAGGCCCAUAUUAGAGGCCCAGACCCGGAUUUUCCCUAUAUAUACUCCUUAUAGGAGGCUUGUAACUCAUAUAACCAAUACUCAUUCUAUACACAUUUCCUUCUUCUUCAUCAUUUCUUCUUCACUCUUGUUCAAUUUCUCCUGUUUAUACAAUAUGGGUAUCAAUUAUCCAACCAUUUACGG